Messenger RNA from Penicillium malachiteum, 990 nucleotides. RefSeq lists its product as uncharacterized. The record is from RefSeq and is a predicted model, not a curated record. The coding region runs from base 1 to 990 and encodes 329 amino acids. The transcript has 7 exons. Lineage: Eukaryota; Fungi; Ascomycota; Eurotiomycetes; Eurotiales; Aspergillaceae.
AUGCCCGAGGAAAAGAAAACCAGAACCAAGACCUUGGGGACCGAGAAAGCCAAAAUAACAACGGCCAAGCCCUCUGACCCAAUUAUAAUUUGCUGGGAUGCAAAGCCUGAUGAUAUUGAGGCACAAAAACUUGUCUUGCCCCAGGGAAGUGGCGCUGACGAUAUUGCGAGCUUUGCUAGCAAGCUUCAGCAGCUAGUGUCUGCUGCAGGAGAGCUCGAGCCUCAAAGAUUCGCCACGAGCUUCCACCCAGCAGAUUUUGGGAUUAUUGACUCCAUCGAGCAAAUUCUUGUUCCGCAGUUGAACCUCAUGAACAAGGAGUUGAUUGCUAUCAGACAUGUUGAGCUAGAACUUUACAAGCUCAAUAUCUACUCGGGUCCCUCCGGUGUUUUCCAGAAAAAUGUCGAUACUCCUCGUUCCGAGAGUCAGAUUGGUUCUUUGGUUGUGUGCUUACCAUCUCAAUUCGAGGGUGGAAACUUGAUAGUCCGUCGUGAUGAAAAUGAAGUUGAUUUUGAUUGGCAACGUAAAAGUGCGGAAGCUAUUCAAUGGGGUGCUUUUUAUUCAGAUUGCGAGCAUGAGAUCAAGCCAAUAACUCAGGGUGAACGUAUUACUUUGACAUAUAACUUUAUGCCUGGAUUUAUGAAACAAGGUGGUACUUUGGGAAUAUCCUGUUCUCAUUCUUACCCAUAUACAGCGAAAAAUGUCAGCGAGUUGCUUCCCGAUGGCCUGAAAGGUGCUGACUUCCAGCAUUACGCUGGUUUACAUUCAUUUGGCCUGGAGGUUGAAGUUCUCCCAGUUAUAGUAGAUGACGAGAGUGAUGAUUAUAAAGGCAGUGAUGAUGGUGCUAGUGACGAAAGUCCGGACAUUGAUGAGUACUACUACCAAUAUGAACAAAUCGGCAAACAUGUGUUUGUUGGAUCCCACCUGUGGAGCGAGGUCGGCGCAGACAGUUUUGAUUUUGUAUACGACCCGAUUGGAAAGAAACCUCACUAA